Messenger RNA from Prorocentrum cordatum, 1512 nucleotides. Lineage: Eukaryota; Dinophyceae; Prorocentrales; Prorocentraceae. The record is from the annotation of a GenBank genome assembly.
GAAGCGACGCCCGAGGCGGGGGGGCGGCGCCGAGCCUGCAGGAGACACCUCGGCGCCGGCUGUGCCGGGCAGUCCUCGCCCUCUGGAGGCGGCAGCCUCCGGGGCGGCGGCGCCCGCGGCGCCCCUGACGGCCAGCUUCCUGCGGGUCGUCUUGCCGAGCCAGAGCCUUGCCAAGACGGGUGUCCCGUCAGGCUUCGUGGUGCAGCCCCUGGCGGACCCUCCUGCCGGCUCGGGAGAGGUGCCCGCCGUCGCCCUGGAGGCGGGAGGCAAGCCCGCGAGGUGCCCGGGCUGCAGGGCGUACGCCUGCCCCGGGGCCACGGCCUUCGUGGGAGCCAGGUGGCAGUGCAGCUUCUGCUGCCGCGCGCAGGAGCCGCCCGGGCCGGAGGCGCAGGGCGCGGGCAGCAGCAGCGUGGAGUUCGUGUGGCCCGCCGCGGCUCCCCGGGGCGCCAGCGCCGCGCAGGCGGCCUCGCGGCAGAGGAAGGCCUCGCAUUCCGGUUGGCUGCCGGGGUUCUUCCCGGCGACGCGGUCGCAGCAGGCGCCAGAGGUGCCCGGGCGAGCGCGGGGACCUGCCGGGGGCGGCCACGGCGCGGAGGGGCCGCUGCUGCUCUUCCUGCUGGACGCGUCGCGGCUCGCAGCGGACCCGACUCUGGGCUACUCCACGCGGCCGCCGCCGGCAUCCGGGAGGCGCUGUGCUCUGGCGCCGUGCCGCAGGGCGGCCCCCGCCGUGCCGCGUGCGUCCUCGCCCACGACGAGGGCCGCCUCAGCUUCUUCUGCGCGGGCGGCCGCGGAGAGCCGAGGGUGCUGGUGGUGUCGGACCUACAGGACCCGUUCCUCCCGCUGCCAGCGGAGUCUCUCGUCGACUACUCGGACGGCUCAGAUGGGGUGGUCGCCAUCCUGGACGCGCUCCCGCAGCUGGUGGCAGGCGCAGCGCCACCGCCGGGGGCGCGGGCGCCCGGGGGGCUCCAUCUGGCGCUCGGGGCGGCGCUGCUGGCCCUGCGAGGCCGCGGCGGCAAGCUCGUGGCGUUCACGGCAGAGGGCGCGGGGGCCGCGCGGGGCCUCCAAGAAGGCGCGGCGAGCCCCUACACCGCGUUGGCCUCGGACAUGGUCAAGGCCAAGGUGUCCGCGGAGGUCUUCGUGGCCACGCCCGCCCGUGACGGCGCGGGGAUCGCCGACCUCGCCUGCCUCACCGACUGCGGCGGGGAGCUCUGGCACUUUCCGGAAUUCGAUUGCAGGCGCGACGGCCGGAGGCUCGGGGCCGCCGUGGGCACCGCGCUGGGCAGGCACCGGGGCUGGGAGGCGCAGCUGCGGGUGCGGGUGCCGCGGGGCUGGAAGGCGGAGAGGAUGCAGGGGCACUGUGCGCGCAAGAAUCGGGAGGGGAAGCCGGGGCUCGCCGUCCUGCCGAACUGCCACGCCGAGCAGACUUUCGCCGUGGAGGUCAGGAAGGCCAGCGAUGAGCUUGGUGGCGCAGGCCCUGGCAGCGGCACGCCGCCCUUGAUCUCCAGUGCGUGCUGA